Messenger RNA from Galeopterus variegatus (Sunda flying lemur), 2187 nucleotides. RefSeq names its product protocadherin-16-like. Bases 1 to 2187 code for a protein of 728 amino acids. Gene Ontology annotation, molecular function: calcium ion binding. Gene Ontology annotation, cellular component: plasma membrane. The record is from RefSeq and is a predicted model, not a curated record. Gene Ontology annotation, biological process: homophilic cell-cell adhesion. The transcript has 2 exons. NCBI's taxonomy places the organism in Eukaryota, Metazoa, Chordata, Mammalia, Dermoptera, Cynocephalidae.
AUGAGCCCUUCUGGGCGGAGGAUGGGCGAAGGGCGUCAGCAGCGGGGGGCUCCAGCCAGGAAGCGUUUCCUGCUCUCGGGGAGGAGAGGGUCACCCCGCUGGAGGCCGGGCGGCGGCGGCAUCGGAGCGCAGCGCUCCCUGCUCGGGCUCUUCGUGCACGCGUGGCUGUGGGCGGCCUCGGGCUCGUCUGCCCAGUUGUUCAACCUCAGCCUUUACGUGGACGAGGGGCUCCCCCCGGACACGCUGGUCGGUGACAUCCGCGCCGGGCUGCCGGCGGCACAGCAGCAGGAGGGCGGAGGCUUCUUUCUGUCCGAAGACUCCGAGGACUCCCCACUGCUGGACGACUUCCACGUGCACCCGGACACUGGCAUCAUCCGCACGGCGCGGCGCCUGGACCGCGAGCGACGGGACCACUACAGCUUCGUGGCGGCCACGCUGCUGGGCGCUGUGGUGCAGGUGGAGAUCUGCGUCAACGACGUGAAUGACCACUCGCCCCGCUUUCCGCGCGACUUCUUGCAGCUCGACGUCUCCGAGCUCAGUCCGCCAGGUACCGCUUUCCGCCUGCCAGGUGCCCACGACCCUGACGCCGGGCUGUUCAGCACACAGGGCUACACCCUGGUGCAACUGUCCGACCUGCCCGAGGACCCUGCAGGACCGUUCUUCCAGUUGCGCUACGGAACUCCUGGGCCACCACCGUUGUCACCCCUGCCGGGCUCCUCGUCGCCCCUGGAACCCCUAGACCUGGUGCUGUUGCGGCGCUUGGACCGAGAGGCGGCGGCGGCGCAUGAGCUGCAGAUCGAGGCGUGGGACGGCGGCAGCCCGCGGCGCACCGGCCACCUGCGCGUGGAGCUGCGCGUUCUGGAUGAGAAUGACAACCCGCCGGUUUUCGAGCAGGGCGAGUACCGCGCCGCGGUGCGCGAGGACGCCCUGCCGGGCGCCGAGGUCUGUCGGGUGCGCGCCACUGACCGCGACCUGGGACCCAAUGGCCACGUGCGCUACAGCGUCCGCGCCCGGCAAGUGCCCGGGGCGGGUAGCGGCGGCGGGCCACUGGGCGACGCGGCCUACUUCGCCGUGGACGAGCUGAGCGGCGUGGUGCGCGUGCGAAGACCUCUGGACCGCGAGGCGCAGGCCUGGCACCAGCUGGUGGUCGAGGCCAGCGACGGAGGCGCCGAGCCUGAGGUCGCCACGGUGCGCGUGUCUAUCGCCGUGCUGGACGUGAAUGACAACCCGCCCGCCCUUCACCUGCUCUUUCUCACUGAGGGAGGCGCCGCCUGUGUCUCUGAGGGCGCCCGAUGGGGCGACUACGUAGCUCGCGUCUCGGUGUCAGACGCGGACGGUGACCCGGAGAAAGAAGAGGACGCCGCCGGGCAGCUUGGCGUGGUUCUCGGCGGCGGGAGCAUCUCUCUGUCCUUGGAGGGUGGAGAGGGAGCCUUCGCGCUGCGGCCUGGCGGCCCCCCAGGGGUAUUUUUCCUUUGCGUCGAGGGGCCCCUGGAUAGGGAGAGCCGCGAUAUGUAUGCGUUGCGACUGGUGGCCACGGAUGCGGGAUCCCCGCCUCUGAGCACGGAGGAGACGCUUCUGCUCCGGGUCUCCGACCUCAACGACCAGGCGCCUCUGUUUAGCCAGGAGCAUUAUCGGGCCUCAGUGUCCGAGGCCGCAGCCCCUGGCACGGCAGUGUUGUGGGUCAGCGCCUCCGAUGCGGAUGAGGCUGGCACCAAUCAUGCCCGGCUGCGCUACGCUCUAGUCCAACUCUCGACUCACUGCACCCCAGAGGCUCUGCCGCCCACUGCAGAGUGUGGACCGUCUUUCACCAUCGAUCCCGAAAACGGUGUGAUCAGCACUAUCCGAACUCUAGACCGAGAGGACCAGGAGGCGGUGGAGCUAAGAGUGGUGGCCCAGGACCUCGGAGAUCCCCCGCUCUCUGCCACCUGCUUGGUGAGCAUCACCGUGGAUGACGUGAAUGACAACGAACCCAUCUUCUGGAGGCAGGUGUACAAUGCCACCCUUGUAGAGCAUGCCCCAGUUGGACACUGCUUUCUGCAGGUGAGUGCAUUAGGCCUGUGGGUCAACCGGAAGGCUUUCAAGGGAUGGAGAGGUUACCUCAGAUCUGCUCAAGUCUCCUUUGUCAAAAUCAAACAAAAACCAAAUGAGGAACAACAGGAAAAAAAUAAUAUUCUAGAUUCUCUGUAA